AUGCUGAAGUUGCCGCAGGUUCGCAAGGAGUUGGACGAGGACACCCUCGCUAGCUACAUCAUCGAGGAGGAGUGUACGCUGGCAGCAGAGGGACGAAAUGACCAAUUUCUUCCCCAGGCUAACCAGGUCCUUACCAAGAAGGGUAAGCCCCAAUUCCAGCAGACUUCAUUCCCUUCCCCUCCCACUACGGCACAGCAGCAGCAGCCUAAGAAUGGGGGUGGGCUUGGUGGGGGAGGGGAGAAGUGGAAAGGGGGUAAGGAUGGCCAGCCGAAGGGGGGGAAAGGGGGCUUCAAGGUGAAGUGCUAUGUGUGGGGACAAAUAGGGCAUGUUGCUAAGUACUGUCAGCAGCGGGCGGAUAAGGAGGCAGACACCGGUGGAGAGGGUUCUGGAGGUAGCAGCGGAAAGGGGGGUGAUGGCUCUAAGGGGAGCGGGCAGUCAUCAUGUGCGAUGGUGAAGCCACAAGAGCAUGGGGGGCGUUCGAUGCCCUAUGAGCCCCUUCCCUCACUCUUCCCGAUCACUCUCGAGGAGGCGGAGGAGGAGGAGGAGGUGGUCGCACCUCCUGCUAUGCCCUAUGUCCCUACCUUGGUCCCCACCCCACCUCCGCCUUCAGUCUACCCUCGUGUGAUUCCCCCUGCCCCGCCUUUUUCCUCCUCACCCCCCUUGGCUUCCCCUCCUCAACUUGUUAUUCCAUCUCCCCUUCCACCCUCCAUCCCUCCUGCACCUGCUCCGCCCUCUUCUUUGUCUUCCACGGCACCGCCCGUUGGUGAGGGGGGGAUGGAGGUGCCACCGUCUGUGGAGAUCACCGACGGGCAGCGCCUUGAGACUGAGCAGCUGCAGGACGAGAGCAGUAUGGAUGGAGUACAGCAGAGUGGGGGGCAGGAGACAGGGGAGCAGCAGACAGGGGAGCAGGAGAUAGGGGAGCAGCAGACAGGGGAGCAGCAGAUUGGGGAGCAGCAGAUAGGGGAGCAGGAGAUGUGGGGAAUUAGAGAUGGUGGUCGUGUGUUGGUUUCUGGGACGACCACUGCACCACUGCGUCGCUCCACUCGCAUCACUCGUGGUGUCCCGCCUGUUCGAUACGCUUGGGCUGUAGUGGUUGAGCCAGCGGGCUUGGAUGACAAGGAGGAGGACGAGGAGUGGACUAACCGGGACCCGGACGUGGCAGCUGAUCCAGAGAGGUAG
Molecule: messenger RNA, 1179 nt
Organism: Closterium sp. NIES-65
Lineage: Eukaryota; Viridiplantae; Streptophyta; Zygnematophyceae; Desmidiales; Closteriaceae
Source: the annotation of a GenBank genome assembly